ACGCCCACGCGCGUCCCUCUACCAUCGGGAAUCGGACAUCGUUCGCGCCUCGUGUGCACCUCUGAACGCGAUUUCCUGUGCGGUAUCCGAUCGAAAUGACGCUUGUGUUCCAUGAUUAAAAGUGGAAGCUGCAACAAGGGCUUAGAAAAGAAUCUUUCGAUCGUGCUCACAUUCCGUGCAGUUGCAUCUCCUUCCAUUCUUCGCAUUACGGUGCACUGACCCUGCUACGCGCGUCGUGGCGUCUUCGAAUCUGCAGUCGAGACGCGUAAAUCGCAUAAACGUUGUGAGAUCGAAGACAUUUUUUUUUCUCAUUAGUCUUGUGCAGUCGACAGAGGUGCAUUCCAGUGUGGAUAGAUUCUCCCGUAGGAGCCAUGAGUUAUCAAAUGUCUUCGAAUCAAUCCAGACCAAUGUCUCAUGGAAAUUAUCAAGGCUUGGGUGACCUACCCAUGGGUUCCGCCAAGGAACAGACAUUGAUGUGGCAGCAAAAUUCCUACAUGGGUGAUUCAGGAAUUCAUUCUGGUGCUGUCACCCAAGCACCUUCCCUCUCAGGGAAAGAAGAUGACGAGAUGGAGGGCGAUCAGCUGAUGUUCGAUCUCGAUCAGGGAUUCGCUCAGGGUUUCACUCAAGAUCAAGUGGACGAGAUGAAUCAACAAUUAAAUCAUACGAGAUCGCAACGUGUUCGUGCGGCUAUGUUCCCAGAAACAUUGGAAGAGGGUAUAGAAAUUCCCUCUACGCAGUACGAUCCAGCUCAACCUACUGCUGUACAGAGACUGGCAGAACCCAGCCAAAUGUUGAAGCACGCAGUUGUCAAUUUGAUUAAUUAUCAAGAUGACGCGGAUCUCGCAACACGCGCGAUACCAGAAUUAAUAAAAUUAUUAAAUGACGAGGAUCAAGUCGUUGUAUCCAAAGCGGCGAUGGUGGUUCAUCAACUAUCCAAGAAGGAAGCAUCUCGCCACGCAAUUAUGAACAGUUCACAAAUGGUAGCCGCUUUAGUACGUGCCAUAUCAAAUAGCGACGAUCUUGAAUCGACGAAGGCGGCUGUUGGCACGUUGCACAAUUUAUCUCAUCACAGACAAGGCCUGCUGGCGAUCUUCAAGAGUGGCGGUAUACCCGCUCUCGUGAAGCUUCUAAGUUCUCCAAUGGAAUCCGUUCUCUUUUAUGCUAUCACUACCCUGCAUAAUUUACUGUUGCACCAGGAUGGCUCUAAGAUGGCCGUGCGCCUCGCUGGAGGAUUACAAAAAAUGGUCGCUCUACUUCAACGCGAUAACGUGAAAUUUCUUGCUAUAGUAACCGAUUGCCUGCAAAUUCUCGCAUACGGUAAUCAGGAAAGUAAAUUAAUCAUUCUGGCUUCUCAAGGACCAAUAGAAUUGGUACGCAUCAUGCGUUCAUACGAUUAUGAGAAGCUUUUAUGGACAACAUCGAGGGCCUUGAAAGUUCUGUCAGUCUGUCUCAGCAAUAAGCCAGUGAUAGUCGAAGCUGGUGGCAUGCAGGCAUUGGCGAUGCAUCUUGGUAACCCAAGCCAGAGACUCGUCCAGAAUUGUUUGUGGACGUUACGAAAUUUAUCAGACGCCGGUACUAAGGUCGACGGACUGGAAGGUUUACUACAGAGUCUCGUACAAGUCCUUAGCUCGACCGACGUAAACGUUGUCACGUGUGCCGCCGGUAUCUUGUCAAAUUUGACUUGCAACAAUCAACGCAACAAAGUAACAGUAUGUCAAGUGGGAGGUGUGGACGCUCUCGUACGCACGAUCAUUUAUGCAGACAGCCGAGAAGAAAUCAGCGAACCAGCUGUAUGCGCGCUUCGUCAUUUAACGUCGCGCCACGUAGAAGCGGAAAUGGCACAAAAUUCAGUUCGUCUAAAUUACGGCAUUCAAGUCAUAGUAAAACUUCUACACCCACCUUCGCGCUGGCCACUUGUUAAAGCGGUGAUAGGAUUAAUUCGUAACUUGGCACUCUGUCCCGCGAAUCACGGUCCGCUACGUGACCAUGGCGCAAUUCAUCAUUUGGUCAGGCUUCUGAUGCGUGCAUUCCCCGAGACACAACGGCAGCAACGAUCGUCCGUGGCAAGCACCGGAAGCCAGCAAACAUCAGGUGCAUACGCGGAUGGCGGCGUUCGAAUGGAAGAAAUUGUCGAAGGUACCGUUGGAGCGCUUCAUAUUCUUGCUAGGGAGUCUCACAAUAGAGUCAUCAUCAGAUCUCAGAAUGUGAUUCCAAUUUUCGUACAGUUAUUGUUUAACGAAAUCGAGAAUAUUCAACGCGUCGCAGCUGGUGUGCUUUGCGAACUUGCUGCGGAUAAAGAAGGUGCUGAAAUGAUCGAACAAGAAGGUGCUACUGCUCCUUUGACAGAGCUGCUUCACUCUAGGAAUGAAGGCGUCGCGACUUAUGCGGCGGCUGUGUUGUUCCGCAUGAGCGAAGACAAACCACAAGAGUACAAGAAGCGACUCUCCAUGGAACUUACUAAUUCCCUGUUGCGCGAGGACGCAAACCUUUGGCACAACGCUGACUUCGGGAUGGGCCCAGAUUUACAGGACAUGCUUGGCCCUGAUCAAGGCUAUGAUGGUAUGUAUGGCCAAGGACCCCCUAGCGUACACAGCAGCCACGGAGGUCGAGGGUAUCAACCGCAAGGUUAUGACCAGAUACCAGUAGAUUCGAUGCAAGGAUUGGAAAUAGGUGGAGGGUCGACAUAUGGCGCGAUGGACACUAUGGACGUAGCGCACGAGGGUGACCUGAGUUUCGAUCAUUUAGGGGAGCUUCCUGCACCACCACAAGAUAACGACCAGGUUGCAGCCUGGUACGACACCGAUCUUUGAAACUGUGCCAGCAUCGUAUUCUCGUCAAGAGAAACGGAAUCGUGAGGCUCUUAAAUAAUUUUAAUACAGACUAGUAUUGUCGUUUUACUCUCACCCUGUAUAUCAAUCGAGAUCGAAAGAAUUUUGACGAAGAAAACCGUGGAAUGAAAACCUCCUACGAAUGCAAAUGGUACCAGCAACGGUAUCGAAGCACACAUCACGUAUACAGACAUUAUAUAUGCAAACAGAAUUCGAAGCAACUAUUAAAGCUUGUUUUUACGCGAGAGAGACAGGGUACGAAAAUCGUGUUACACGAUCACUGCAGCGUCGAAUACAGCUGCAUUGAUUCCUAGAAAUAUGAAAUCGGUUACGCUAUAAACAAAUAUAUAUAUAUAUACAUAACUUACCAAUGUCGUACCUUAGAUAUUUAUAACAAAGAAGACAACCUUUGAACUGUUAUCAUAACGCGAGGUCAUCAUAACCGGUAGUCAAACGCGUAACGCGUUGUCGAGAAUAUCUCUGUAGUAUUUGACUGAUCGCGCCCGAUGACCAUCGCGCAUUACAAGUAAUACACGACAUCCAUUUUAUACCUUCCCUUUUUUUUACGUAUCUUCGAAAUUGUUAACUCGUCGGAAAAACAAUAUGCGACGUGUUUAAUAUUAUAGAUCUAAGAAUCAGGGUGAGAACAAGUGUUGCAUGUGCGGUAUAAGAUGUUAACACGCAUAUUCGAAGACCGUCAGUAUUUUAUUUAACACGUAUCAUUCGUGUAUAAGCGUAUACAUUGUAAAGCAUUUUCACACAAAUGAUUUUUUAUCUGCAACUUCGAAAACGUUUCCUUAAGGACAAUAUUGGUUUCGCGUACGGAGACCAAGUUUUAUCGAUUUUCUUUAUUUUAGGGACCAUUCUCUUUCAUGCGUCGAACAGCAUCAAUCCAAUUUGUUUGCAUUUCACACGACAAAAUUACCACGUGGCAGCUGAAAGUAAACGACUACUGAUACCAAGUGUUUUAUAUGUGCUCGUUGCAUUUCGCGAUUGUACUUUUAUAAAUCUGUAUUUAUUGUAAAUCCUCGAGAUCCUUGCUACGAAUCAUUUCUGACAUGUUAUUAAACUUAUUUUCUGACAAUUACGGACCACCGACAAAAGGGUAAACGUAGCACGUAACAAGACGAAGGUUGCUUAUUUCUUUCUUUUGUUUUGUUUUUCUUCGUUGCUGCAGACGUAACGAAGUAGAAUUUAUUUUUCUGAUCAUAACGUAUGUAUUUUUUCACGAAGCACUGGUCGAGAAUACGUGUACACGUUUGCUCGAUCGAAUAUCGAUAAGAACGUGUAACUCGUGGUUCCCCAAAUUCGUACUCGAAACAAGAGCCUCGCCCAGCUGCAUAAACGGUCAGAAAGGCGCCGAUCUUGUAUAAUAAAAUCUAGCCUCAAGAGCAAGAAAAAUAUUCAAUCGCAUACCGCUACCCUUGCGAGCGUAUGCAAUAAAAUGUAUGACGUAAAUCAAUCAAGACUUUGAAAUGACAAAGAUGUACUUUUGUCUUGCGGCCGAACUAACGUUGAUCGUUUUUUAAAAUGAGGAGCAAAAUGAACAUCUACAAUUCAUCAGCAAUAACAUUUCAUUUAUCGACAUAACGCGACGAUUACGCGUCGUAAUUAUGAUUGAUAUUGUCUCCUACGGGUAUUACCGUCUGAGUUGUAUGAGGCGUCGAACGAACGUAUCGUCGCUCGUUCGACACUGCCCGAUAUUGUCGAUUGCCUGAAUAAAACGAUUAAUAUCAUAGAUCUCCGAAAUUCGUGAAAAUAUUGAAUUGCAAAAAACGACUACCUAUUUAUACCGCUAAGCCCGAAACGAUAGUAUCAUUCUCUCGAGUAUCAGUGAAUUACAAUCAAGUAUAAAUAUAAAGUAUCAAUGAAAACUUUCACAUUACGUAUUUUACAGGGUAGUUAUACUUAAUUUUUAUUAUUAUCAUUAAACGUAGCUGCGCAAUCGCGGCGGUACUUUGUCUUGUACGACACACUGUACGCGCCUCCGAUCGCUGUCGAUGUAUUAGACCUAAGAGAGAGACACGUAAUUCGUACACACCAUGUAUAUGUAUCGUUUAAUUGUCCAUACGAAUAAACUGAACGAUUAAGUAUUCGAA
This is a messenger RNA of Ceratina calcarata, 4927 nucleotides long. It is a transcript of the gene arm, whose product is annotated as armadillo. Gene Ontology annotation, molecular function: cadherin binding. Lineage: Eukaryota; Metazoa; Arthropoda; Insecta; Hymenoptera; Apidae. The coding region runs from base 372 to 2810 and encodes 812 amino acids. Gene Ontology annotation, biological process: cell adhesion. The transcript has 7 exons. The record is from RefSeq and is a predicted model, not a curated record.